Molecule: messenger RNA, 3268 nt
Organism: Macroventuria anomochaeta
Lineage: Eukaryota; Fungi; Ascomycota; Dothideomycetes; Pleosporales; Didymellaceae
Product: NPL4-domain-containing protein
Exons: 5
Coding region: 96-3137 (1013 amino acids)
Biological process (GO): ubiquitin-dependent protein catabolic process; DNA replication
Cellular component (GO): nucleus
Molecular function (GO): DNA binding; ubiquitin binding; ATP binding
Source: RefSeq, a predicted model, not a curated record
CAUCACCUAACCACUUCCACCUCCUCUCCCUCUUAGCUAUACCUUUAUAGUCAGCCUCUUGCCCUCUGCUCAACUCCACACAGAUACCGCACAUCAUGAUCCUCCGGUUCGUGAGCAAAGAGGGUCAGUUCCGCCUCACUGUCGAGCCCACGACUACCUUCCCAGACAUCCUGCCUCAGGUGGCGGAGAAACUGCCUAAGAAUGUCGAACUCGCGAGUGUCGCUGUUAGCAACAAGCCCCAGGGAGGAGACGCCAGGAAGAUUGCCUCGCUGAAGGGUGUGACCUUCCAGCAAGUUGGACUAUCACACGGCGCACAACUCUUCCUGAGCUUCGACGAGCAGUCUACGACACUGAACGGUACACCCGAAGCUCCAGCAGGAGCAGCUCGCCUGAAUGGCAAAGCCGUCGAGCAGUCCGACAUGCCCUCGGUGCCCCUCGGCGGCCCCACGCAGCUGAUCAAGAACCCAUGGGAAGUGGUGAAGCAAUCACCGCUCGACGACCAGCUCGAUAAGCUGGAUGGCAAGAUCCCACGCAAGCGCGAUGUGAGAAUGUGCACACACGGGCCGAAGGGCAUGUGCGACUACUGCAUGCCUCUAGAGCCCUACUCUGCAGAGUACCUCGCCGAGAAGAAGAUCAAGCACUUGUCGUUCCACUCGUACCUACGCAAGGUCAACUCUGCAAAGAAUAGGCCAGAGCUCGGAAGCUCGUACAUCCCGCCGCUCAACGAACCAUACUACCGCGUACGACCAGACUGCCCAUCCGGCCACAAGCCGUUCCCAGAAGGCAUCUGCACCAAGUGUCAACCCAGCGCGAUUUCGCUAAAGCCACAAGAGUACCGCAUGGUCGAUCACGUCGAGUUCGCAUCGAUACAAGUCGUCGACGAUCUGAUCAACUUUUGGAGGAACACAGGGUGUCAGCGAUUAGGCUUCUUGUACGGCCGGUACGAGGCGUACACCGAGGUGCCGCUGGGGACGAAGGCUGUCGUCGAGACCAUCUACGAGCCGCCACAGGUCAACGAGCUGGACGGUAUAUCACUUGGCGACUGGGAUAACGAGAAGGAGAUCGAUGAGAUUGCUGCGCGGUGUGGGCUUCAGAGGGUCGGCGUGAUAUUCACAGAUCUUCUGGAUGCUGACAAGGGCGACGGUUCUGUCAUCUGCAAACGUCACACCGACUCAUACUUCCUGUCUUCCCUCGAGAUCACGUUCGCAGCACGAUACCAGGCGAGAUAUCCACGGCCAUCGAAGUGGAGCGAGACGGGGCAGUUUGGAUCGAACUUUGUGACUUGCGUCAUCAGCGGCGAUGCGGAAGGGCAAAUUGGUAUCUCGUCGUACCAGGCAUCGAACUCAGCGGUAGAGAUGGUGCGCGCAGACAUCAUCGAGCCAUCAGCUGAGCCUUCGGUCAUGUUGGUACAAGACGAGGCAGACAACGAGACUCUGAACCGAUCACGAUACAUCCCCGAAGUCUUCUACAGACGGAUAAACGAGCACGGCGCGAACGUGCAGGAGAACGCAAAGCCAGACUUCCCUGUCGAGUACCUGCUGCUCACACUUACACACGGUUUCCCCAAACAACCGAAUCCUUUAUUCACAGGCGGCAAAUUCCCGAUCGAGAACCGCGAAAUCAUGGGCGAGAUGGCCGAUGUGUCGACAUUGAGCAAGUCGCUCAACGCGAAGGCGAAUGGGCUUGCGCUCAACACUACGAGCGGCCUCAACGCUAUCUCAAACUUCCACCUCCUUUGCUUUGUUCACAACCUAGGAAUACUGUCGAAGGAUGAAGAAUCUCUCCUCUUUAAGGUUGCAUCGACACACGACACAUCAGAAGGCUCAGCACUCCAGCACACAGGAGGCUGGGCAACGUUAUUAACGAUUCUAAAAGAAAGUGGAUUGCACAAGAUGGCGGACUUCUUCAAUUUAAAAGCGCGGCAACAAGCUGCUGCUCAAGCCAGCUCUUCAAAAGCUCCCAGCACAAAGCAACAGCCUGACCGCCUGCAACCAUGGGUCGAGAAAUACCGUCCAAAGACACUCUCAGAAGUCACGGCACAAGACAAUACCAUCCAAAUCCUCUCGCGCACCCUCCAAUCUUCCAACCUUCCACACAUGCUCUUCUACGGCCCGCCAGGCACAGGCAAAACAUCCACAAUUCUCGCCCUCGCAAAACAGCUCUACGGCCCCGAACUCAUGAAGUCGCGCGUCCUCGAACUCAACGCCUCCGAUGAGCGCGGCAUUAGCAUCGUGCGUCAGAAAGUCAAAGACUUUGCGCGCCAGCAGCUCAGUUCCGCACCCACAUACAACGUCAUGACGGAAGACGAGCAUGGUGGCGAAGGCAAGAUGGUGCGGUAUAGGGACAAGUACCCCUGUCCGCCGUUCAAGAUCAUUGUCCUGGAUGAGGCGGAUAGUAUGACACAGGAUGCGCAGUCUGCGCUGAGACGAACGAUGGAGACGUAUAGUAAGAUGACAAGGUUCUGUCUUGUGUGUAACUACGUUACGCGCAUUAUUGAUCCGCUUGCGUCGAGAUGCAGUAAGUUCCGCUUCAAGAGCUUGGAUCAAGGAAACGCUGUGAAGCGUGUGGAGGACAUCGCGAGGUUAGAAGGGGUGCCACUCGAUCAGGGCGUCAGCGAGGAGUUGGUGCGGGUCGCAGAUGGCGAUCUGAGGAAAGCCAUCACAUUCUUGCAGUCUGCAGCGAGACUGGUGAGCGCUACACAGACUACCAAGGAGUCAAGUCGGAAAGGCAAGCCCGUGAUCGACGGCGACGAGAUGGAUGUCGACUCCGGCACCACUCUUGUGGACAAGAAUACCGUCUCUCUGCAGUCUAUUGCGGAAAUUGCAGGCGUGAUUCCCGCGACUACGCUCAACACAUUCUCGGACUCGCUGUUUCCCAAGAGCUCAAGUCGGAGCAUACGGUAUAAUGAGAUCGCAAAGGUGGUGGAGAAUAUGAUUGCAGAGGGGUGGAGCGCAAGUCAGACUGUUGGACAGCUGUAUGAGCAGGUCAUGUUUGAUGAGAGGGUGGAAGAUAUUAAGAAGGUGCGCUUGGCUGGCGUGUUCAGCGAGACAGACAAGAGGCUCGUGGACGGUGGAGAUGAGCAUCUCGCGGUCCUGGAUCUGGGCGUUAGGGUUGCGGAUGUACUGUGCGGCGCCUGAGGAAAGGUUGUCCAAGCGCCUGGGGGCCACGAGUUUGAACGAGGUACAAAGAUGCAUUAUACCAUAUGUUUCGAUUCACGUGGAUUGUUUGCAUCUGCAGAAGCGACCUCAUGUCAGCAAAAUUCUACCUU